Molecule: messenger RNA, 1510 nt
Organism: Paramisgurnus dabryanus
Lineage: Eukaryota; Metazoa; Chordata; Actinopteri; Cypriniformes; Cobitidae
Product: C-C chemokine receptor type 5-like
Biological process (GO): calcium-mediated signaling; cell chemotaxis; positive regulation of cytosolic calcium ion concentration
Cellular component (GO): membrane; external side of plasma membrane
Molecular function (GO): C-C chemokine binding; C-C chemokine receptor activity
Source: RefSeq, a predicted model, not a curated record
AAGCUUUUUUUCUGUGCUCCUGGGAACAGUGGUUUGUAAUGAAUAGGACCACUUCACAACUUUUUUGGACAGAGAUGGCUACCACCAGUCUUCUUUCCCUUUAUGGAGAAACGUUUUCCAGUUUGCAUGAACCAGUUACUGAUGAACCAAACACCACUCCCUUACACAACUAUGCUGAAUAUGAAGAUAUUGAUCCAUCUGUGUUAUCCUGUGAUUAUGGAGUUCAUGCAUCCAACAUCCUACCUGUGUUAUACUCUCUGUUCUUCGUGUUGGGCCUGCUGGGUAACCUGCUGGUGUUAUGGGUGAUAUUGAUGGGUGUAAAGCUGAGAAGCAUGACUGACAUCUGUCUCCUGAACCUGGCUUUAGCUGAUCUCCUGCUGGUCUCCUCUCUCCCGUUCCUGGCUCACUAUGCCAGAGAUCAGUGGGUCUUUGGAGGCCCCAUGUGCACCAUGGUUUUAGGCGUCUAUCACAUUGGAUUCUACAGUGGGAUUUUCUUCAUUGUGCUGAUGAGUGUUGACAGAUAUUUAGCUGUGGUUCAUGCUGUGUUUGCUUUUAAAGUCAGAACAAAGACAUAUGGGAUCUUAGCCAGUGUGAUCAUCUGGAUCAUUGCUGUUGCAGCAUCGUUUCCUGAGCUUAUGUACCUGAAAACCAAUGAACACAAUGAUAAAACAUACUGUCAGUCUUAUCCAACAGAUGAUCACAACUCUCACCAUUAUGCAAACACUGUUGGUAUCAUUAAGAUGAAUGUUUUAGGAUUAAUUAUUCCACUGUGUGUAAUUGGAUUUUGUUACUCAAUGAUUCUUCACAGACUCCUAACAGUUCGCUCUUCCAGGAAACAGGCCGUGAGACUUGUCAUUGUAGUGAUGGUUGUCUUCUUCUGCUGUUGGGCUCCAUAUAAUAUUGCAGCUUUUGUGAAAGCAUUAGAGUUAAAUAAACUCAUAGAGCCAUCCUGUGAAAAAAGCAAAGCAAUCACUCUUAGUCUUCAGAUCACAGAAGCUCUGGCUUACUCACACAGCGGCUUGAAUCCCAUUCUCUAUGUGUUUGUAGGAGAGAAAUUUAGGGGGCACCUUUUUAGACUCCUGAACAAAACACCCGUCAGCAGAUUACAGUUCAUGAAGAGUUGCCUUAUACAGGCUACAGGAUCUGUUUAUUCACAGACUCCCAGUGUGGAUGACAGACUUAGUACAGCAGUGUGAAUGAAAUAAAUCCCCAAACACUAGUUAGGGUGAGUUUGAAGGUUCUGUUACAUUUCUUUUGUGUGUUAUUUUACUUUGGCAUACAGUAAGUGAAUGUUUAUGUUAUGGUUCUAGUCACCAUAGCAUGGGCUGUAAAGAUCAAUAACACUUUAACUUCCUCUAUAAGAGGUGAAAUAGCAGUGAUUGUGAUUGGGUCUUAUUGUAAAAAUCUGGUUAGAGAUGCAUGUUAUGUUAUGGUUAGAGUUGGCAAUGUAAUUGUCUUUAACACUUUUUGGCUUGUUUUAACAGAUGGAAUUUCAAAAAGUGUUUGCAAU